AUGUCUGAAGGAUCUAUCUUCUAUUCAGCUGCGCCUUAUCACAUUAUCAGCUAUGGCGCUCUCCUGGGUUCAGAGAUAUUCCAAUCUUUUAUUGGAGGUGUCACAGCAUUCAGGACCCUCCCAAGGCCGCAAUUUGCCAGUCUUCAAUCCGCACUGUUCCCUAUCUAUUUCGGCAUGCAGACGGCCCUACCAGUCGUCCUAGCAUUGACUUUCCCCUCAGAGCGGACGGCCAUAGGAAGCAGCGCCUCUGGUUUCGCCGGAGUUCUAGAACCUGCGAACAGGCUACAUGUUCUGGCGCCGAUCUCGAUCAUGUUCGUAUCGGGCCUGCUCAAUGCCGCCUGGAUUGGGCCCCUGACAACCAAGACGAUGCGCGAACGGAAACACCAGGAAACAAAAGAUGGAAAGAAGAGUUACGAUGCAGGUUCGCAAACUCCAGAGAUGCAAGCCUUAAACAAGAAGUUCGGCCAAUUACAUGGUGCUUCCACAUUGAUAAAUCUAUUUGGAAUCAUUGCAACUGUCUGGUAUGGGUUUUACUUGGGAGACAGGUUGACAUAG
Exophiala aquamarina CBS 119918 is the source of this 555-nucleotide messenger RNA. RefSeq lists its product as uncharacterized. Bases 1 to 555 code for a protein of 184 amino acids. The record is from RefSeq and is a predicted model, not a curated record. The transcript is spliced from 2 exons. NCBI's taxonomy places the organism in Eukaryota, Fungi, Ascomycota, Eurotiomycetes, Chaetothyriales, Herpotrichiellaceae.